GACAGUCUUCGUCUUGCUACGGCCCGUGCCGGAGAGUCGUCGUCGUCGUCGCGUCGUCUUGCCAUAGACCAAGAGGUUGUUGCUUCAGUGUUCAGUGUGGUUCAGCAGACUUGCAAAAAUGUUCACAUCUGUCAAUGUACCGUAGUGCGUUCGGGUCGUUCGGGUGGGUUUCUGCUCGAUGUUCCGUGGUGCAAGUUGGUGGUCACUUGCUUCCUUCGCGGUGCAGCUGUUGAACAGUCCACGACAGUGUGAUGUUCUGCAUUAGUAGCUGGACGUGUUGUGGAGUUGGUUGUGUCCGCUGAUGGACCAGUGUACAACAGUGAGAUUGAGAGAGAGAUAGAGAGAGAGAGAGAGGUGUGUACUGUGUACUACAGUACUACUAGCUGGCUAGAGCUAGAGCUGUCACAGAGAAAGGGUCAAACUCAGAAGAACAGUCAGCGGAUGCUGACCGAGUCUAUCCGUAGUCGUGGUCGCGGUCGUCAUGUUGUUCUGUGUGGAACCCCAGAGUGAAGGUUGAAGGCUCUCUCUGCUGUGUGUUCUCGUGACUCGUGGCGCGGAUUCCGGGUUCUUCCGGGGAACCUUCCCCAAAACAAGCUAGAGCAGCAGUCACCACAUAGAAAGAGGAAGAACACAAUCUAGGCCACACCAACAAAACUCCCAAAAACAAAAAAAAAAGGCUAUUGGUGCUCUCGCGCGGGUGCGGCAGGCUUAAUUGAGGGGCUAUCGCCGCGCGGAAUUGAUAUCCGGCUCGUUUGCAGUUCGAGCCUUCCGGACUCGAGGACAUCCCCAUUCUUUGAGCGGGGCGAUGACAUUUGAGUCACACAUUUGAAGGAAAAAAGUCACGUGUGAUUCAGAGAAAUCCUUGGAGGUGAAUCAGAAGUGAAAACAGUCAAAGUAAAAUUCAUAAAAUAGUGAAUAAUUGUGUAAAAUAGUGUAAAAAAGUGUACAAUUUAAAGUUGAUCCCAAAAAGUCUAAUAACCAUUUCUCGAAAGUGUCGUUCGAAUCUCGCUAACAGUUCUUGGUGUGUAACUUAAGGUGUGACGUCCCUACCAAGCAUAAGCAAAAGUGCAUUACGAGUCGGGCUGUGAAAUCACUUGACUCGUAAGCAAACAUUCGCCGAAUUUCGGAACGGAGAGAAGUGUGACGAGAGAGAGAGAACGAACGAAGGCAGUGUGUGGCAGAGAGGAAAGUCAACAUCAUAACAGAUCUCAACUUGUGGUCGACAGCGCACACAAAACACGGAAAGCUUUGGAAAUAAUUAAAAGCUUCCUUCUUCUGGAAAGGAAAACACCGUUUAUUGGACCUUGCAACAAUAUAUUACCGGCUGGUCGCGUGUGUGAACGAGUGUGUUUGUGGGGGUGUUCGUGGGCACGCUUCACCGAGUAUAAUAAUUAAAAAUGAAUUCAAUUGUGUUAAAAGAGGAAGAAAAGAGGAAAUGAAAAAUUGAUAAUGUCCUGUCGGAAAAGCUUCCAAGGCCGCCAAGCCGCCUUGCCGCGCUAAAUGGUAUGAAUUAUUGAAUUUUGUGUUCCUCACCACCAUCAGCGUGCUGCAGUGAAGCAGUGCAAAUCACGUGAAAACGAGGCGCCAUUAAACGGCCUGGACACCCCACGUGAACCGCCCCAGGGGGUGGCGAAGAAGAAGCUUUAAUUGAGUGAAAUUGAUAGCGUAGAAGAGGAAAGGAGGAGGAGGAAAAAAGCUCCCGGAACGAUGGCCUCCUCGGCGGUAGCAACGUUGAGUGCGGACGGCAAGACGCAGCCGGCCCAGAACCAGCAGUCCCCGCGGAACACCGGCGGCCAGUCAACGACGGCCGUCAAGCUGGGCACGAUCGAGGUGCCAAAGGCGCUCCAGGAUGGCGAAAAGUUUCUCAAGUGGGAUGAGGAUUCCUGCAAUGGUAUACCGGUGACGGUUCGCGUCGACCCUAAGGGGUUCUAUCUGUACUGGGUUGACCAGAACCACGAAAUGGACCUGCUGGAUAUUGCCACAAUUCGAGACGUUCGGACGGGACAGUACGCCAAAAAGCCACGGGACAUGAAGCUGCGCCAGCUUGUGACGAUGGGCUCCCAGGAUACGCUCGAGGAGAAAACCGUGACCAUUUGCUACGGGGCGGACUUUGUCAACGUGAACUUCAUGAACCUGUGCUGCACCCGGAAGGAGAUUGCGCGGCUGUGGUGCGACGAGCUCCUCCGGAUGGCGUACAAUCUGACCCAGCUAAACGGGCCCUCGAUAAUGUUCCUCCAGAAGGCUUACACCAAGCUCUGCCUGCAGGUCGACAAGGGCGGAAAAAUUCCGGUGAAAAACAUCAUCAAACUGUUCGCCAACAGCAAGGAGGACCGGCGGCGCGUCGAGAAAGCGCUGGACGUUUCCGGGCUGGCCUCGGGGAAAGCCGACACGCUGGCGCUGUCCAAGUUUCAGUUCGAGGACUUUUUCAAUCUGUACAAAAAUCUCACCCAAAGAUCCGAGGUGGAGAAGGUCUACGACGAGCUCGUCGGAACGUCCAAGCGGAGGCUGAUGUCGACGUCACAACUGGUGGACUUUUUAAACAAAACCCAGCGUGACCCCCGGCUGAACGAGAUCCUGCAUCCGUACGCAAACACGGCCCGGGCCCGGGAUCUAAUCCAGGAGUACGAGCCGAACAAGUUCAACGCCCAGAAGGGACAGCUCAGCUUCGAUGGCUUUCUGAGGUACUUGAUGUCGGAGGACAAUCCCAUCAUGGCCCACAGCAAGCUGGACCUGUGCGACGAUAUGGAUCAGCCGAUGUCGCACUACUUUAUCAACUCGUCGCACAACACCUACCUGACCGGGCACCAGCUGACGGGGAAAAGUUCCGUCGAGAUCUACCGCCAGAGUUUGCUCGCCGGGUGCAGAUGCGUCGAGCUGGACUUUUGGAACAGCCGCACCGAGGAGCCGGUGAUCGUCCACGGGUACACGUUCGUGCCGGAGAUUUGCGCCAAAGACGUACUAGAAGCAAUAGCUGAAACAGCAUUCAAGACAUCCGAUUUUCCUGUGAUAUUGAGUUUCGAGAACCACUGCAACCCGAGGCAGCAGGCCAAAAUAGCAAACUACUGUCGUGAUAUUUUUGGAGAUAUGUUACUAGAUAGGCCCUUAGAUUCCCACCCGCUCGAGUCCGGCCUGGAUCUGCCGCCGCCGGCGGCCCUCAAGCGAAAAAUCAUCAUUAAGAAUAAGAAGAAGCACCACCACCACCAUCAUCACCACAAAAAAGGGGGCGGCCAAGGCGGCACGGGUGGCGUGACCAGUCCGACGGCGGCGGCGAUGGCCGGGGCCGCCGGUGCCAUUGCACCGGGUGUGGCCGGACAAACGAACGCCGCCGCCGCCGUCAGCAAUAAUGGAGCAGCCAACACCACGUCGGCGAUGGCCACGGCAGCGGCCAGUCUCAUCACCACCGGCAGUGGCAGCUUCAGUGCAGCAGCCGGUGCAAGCUUACAACUGCAACAGAGCCAACAGCAGCAGCAAGAGGAAAACACUUCCAGUGCACCACCGUCACCGCUACCACUAGCAUCAAGCACCACCACCACAACCAACGGCAACAUCAACAAUAGCACAAGCACCACCAACGCAACAACACAAGCAAUAGUGACCGGAAACGGGGACGUGACGCACCAUGCACCUCCACUACAGCAAAUCCGUCAAAGUUCAAAGGAAAGCACCGGCUCGUCGGACACGGACAGCUCGAGCGACGACGAGUCGAUGCCGGGGGCCGUGGUCGGCCCGAUUGGAUCCACCGAGGCGGACAAGGUGCCGCAGACCAAAGAGACUGAAGCGGGCGCGGAGAUUUCCGCCCUCGUCAACUACGUGCAGCCGGUUCACUUUAGCAGUUUUGAAAACUCCGAGAAAAAGGCCCGUUACUACGAGAUGUCGUCGUUCGACGAGAAGCAAGCGACCACCCUGCUGAAGGAGCGCCCGAUCGAGUUCGUCAACUACAACAAGCGCCAGCUGUCGCGAGUCUAUCCGGCGGGGACACGCUUCGACAGCUCCAACUUUAUGCCCCAGUUAUUCUGGAACGCCGGCUGCCAACUGGUUGCGCUCAACUACCAAACCCUUGAUCUCGCGAUGCAGCUCAACCUGGGCCUGUUCGAGUACAACUACCGGUGCGGGUACAUGCUGAAGCCGGAGUUUAUGCGCCGCAAGGACCGCCGGCUGGACCCGUUCGCCGAGAGUACGGUCGACGGCAUCAUCGCUGGUACGGUGAUCGUGACCGUGCUGUCGGGGCAGUUUCUGACGGACAAGAAGGUCGGCACGUACGUUGAGGUGGACAUGUUUGGCCUGCCGGCGGACACGGUGCGGAAAAAAUUCCGAACACGGAUCGUGCGCGAUAACGGGAUCAAUCCGUGCUACGGUGAGGAGCCGUUCGUUUUCAAGAAGGUGGUGCUCCCGGAGCUGGCCAGCAUUCGGAUAGCGGCGUACGAGGAGGGUGGGAAGCUGAUCGGGCACCGGGUGCUGCCGGUGAUUGGACUGUGUCCCGGGCUGAGGCAUCUGACGUUGAGGACCGAGGUGGGACAGCCGAUCACGCUGGCGACGCUGUUUCUUUCGAUUGUCGUGAAGGAUUACGUUCCGGAUGGGUUGUCUGAGCUGGCGGAAGCGCUCGCCAAUCCGAUCAAGUACCAGAGCGAGCUGGAGAAGCGCUCGGAACAGCUGGCGGUGCUGCAGGAGGACAUGGAACCAAUCGAGGAAGAUUCAUGUCCGCGGAAGGAUACGCUGAAGACCAGUGACAACGUGACCGGAAGUCCCAAGCACCGGACGAGCAUACAACCGCCGUCGACGACCGGCGCCACGGAAAGCAGCACAGACCACGAGCGGGAAACCCCGCUGGAGGUGAUCUCCAAGGUGGUGGCCCUUCCCGUAGCUCAGUCCUCCGUCGACAGGACCAGCCCAAUGCUGGUGAAGCAAGUCACAAUCCAACAGCAGCCCACGACAAUCCAGGAAAAGCACGACAGUAAAGGACACACGACGGCCGGCGCAGAUCACACCAUCAGCAAAAUCGUAGCCGACCCGUUGGAAAAGAUCUUUGAGGACAAACAGGUCCGCAAGAAGCGGGACGCCCUGGAGAAAGAACUGAAAGCACUGAAAAAGAGUCACGACAAGGAAAAGAUGAAGCUCACCUCGCAGAAAAGUGGCGACCUAACCGACGGCAUCAAAAAGAGCAAAUUUGGCAUGGGCAACAAGCUGGUGAAGCGGUUCAGCAGUAAAAACAUGGCCGACAUGAACAUCCGGAUACCGCCGUGUGUCAAUCCGGACGGGGAUAAUGCGUGUGAUAAUAGUGCGCAUGCCGAGCGGCUCAAGCAGGUUUGUCGCGACCACGCGAGCAGCUAUCGGGACGUGUUGGAAAAGUACCAUGAGGUGAUUUACAACCUGGCCGACGAUUUGCUGCGGCAGUCGCAGGAGAACCAGAUGAAGCAGAUGAAGACCAACAUGGAGCGCGAAACGAGCGAGGUGAUGCGACAGCUCCAACUUUCACGAAAAAACGAAGUCAAACAGCUAGCCCAGGUGCACAAAGACAAGGACGAGUUGGAAAGAAUGAAACGCGAAGUGGACUCCACGCUAGUGGAAAAGGGCGUGGCCGAGCGGGUCCGGCUGACGGCCACGUACGAACGCAAACGGGACGAGCUGCAGCGGCAGCACGACCUCGUCAAGCAGGGCCUCGAUGAUCAUCGGGCGAAGGCCAAAGCGAUGCUCGACAAGGAGGCGGAAUCUCACGCGUGCAUUUCGGAGACGUUCCUGGCCCAUCUCAACACGAGUGCGAGCACGACCAGCUGCUCGUCGGUGGCCACGCUACCCACCACAUCCCUGUCCAGUGGGAAUCUGUGCGGCAGUGCAGCUGGCGGUGGCACCAUCACCAAAUCGGUCUCGACGUCGUCGACGAACGCGCACGGAAACAACGUUAACAAUACUCACGCCUAGAGAAACUCCUCCUCGCUGGAAGAGGGCGGUGUGAUAAGUCGAUGCUAGUCAUUUAGGAGAAAGAGAAAAGAAAAACAAUCAGCAAUUUUGGGGAGAAAUUUGAAGCACCGGAGAGAGAACCAAACAAAACGACGAUUCUAUAUCCCACACUUUGACUGAAACUCAACUGAAAAAGGAGUAAAUUUUGCUUUCGCGGAGUCACGUCGCACGACUCCGCCAUUUUGUGUACAAAAAAAGGGAAUUCCAUUUACGUUUUUUGUGACGGAAAUUACUGGCCUAAUUAGAAUUAUUUUAAAACAUCAACUCUACGAAAAAAAAAAAAAACAAAAAUCCAAACGCUUCGACGCGAGUCGUCACUCGCAGCUUGUGUAUUUUCGCGCUCAUGUACAGAAAUGUGUUUUGUGAAAGAAGUCGUCUAAACAUUUUACCACACACGAGUCUG
Molecule: messenger RNA, 6358 nt
Organism: Culex quinquefasciatus (southern house mosquito)
Lineage: Eukaryota; Metazoa; Arthropoda; Insecta; Diptera; Culicidae
Gene: Plc21C
Product: 1-phosphatidylinositol 4,5-bisphosphate phosphodiesterase classes I and II
Exons: 19
Coding region: 1708-5916 (1402 amino acids)
Biological process (GO): phosphatidylinositol-mediated signaling; lipid metabolic process
Molecular function (GO): phosphatidylinositol-4,5-bisphosphate phospholipase C activity; calcium ion binding
Source: RefSeq, a predicted model, not a curated record